AUGGCAAUAUUUGGUUUACUGAUGCCUGUCUUGCUGAUCUCUUUCAAUAUCGGCCAGUCUUGCUGGAGUCCUGAUGACUUUGUGGGUGCCAGCUCUCCCGGAGAUAUUGUCAUUGGAGGCUUGUUUGCAAUUCACGGAAGAAUGUUGCAUUCAGAAGAAAAACCUCUGAAACCGGUCAUUGCCAAUUGUGCUGGUUUUGAAGUGCAAGUGUUUCUUCAGAGUCUUGCAAUGGUACAUGCUAUCGAAAAAAUCAACAACUCUACACUCCUACCUGGAAUUAAACUGGGCUAUGAAAUCUACGAUACUUGUGCAGAGGUUACUAAAGCAAUGGCCGCAGCCCUGAGGUUCCUUUCCAAGUUCAACGCUUCAAAAGACCUAGUGGAAUUGAGAUGUAACUAUUCAGACUACACUCCCAGAGUGAAGGCGGUCAUAGGUGCCACUUAUUCAGAAGUUUCCAUGUCAGUUGCAAGAAUAUUGAAUUUGCAGCUAAUACCACAGGUGAGUCAUGCAUCAACUGCUGAAAUCCUUAGUGACAAAGUACGUUUCCCUUCUUUUUUACGAACUGUGCCUAGUGAUUCCUAUCAGACCAAAGCAAUGGCACAACUGAUCCACAAGUCAGGAUGGAACUGGAUUGGAAUCAUAGCCACUGAUGAUGACUUUGGGCGUCUCGCUGUGGAGAGCUUUGGAUUGCAGGCCAUGGCAAACAACGUCUGCAUUGCGUUUAAAGAAAUGUUGCCAGCUUAUCUUUCAGACAGCACCAUUCAUGGCAAAAUUAAUCAAGCUCUUGAGAAGAUUGUCAAGGAAACCAGGGUAAAUGUCAUUGUUGUCUUUCUGAGGCAAUUCCAUGUAAUGAGACUUUUCAGAAAAGCAAUUGAAAGGAACAUAAAUAAAACUUGGAUUGCCAGUGAUAACUGGUCAGCCGGUGUCAAAAUUAGCUCCAUUCCAAAUAUCAGUCGCCUAGGGAAAGUGGUUGGAUUUACAUUCAAAAGUGGCAACAUGUCAUCUUUCCAUGAGUUCUUGAGCAAUCUACAGUCAACCCCCAUUGGAAACAACUCGUUCUUGAGGGAAUACACCAUGCUUAUGUCAACAUGCUCACAUAUAAAUGAUCAAGAUUUGAGUAAGUGCAUUUCAAAUUACUCUUUGAUGCAGAACCACACUAUAACAAGUAGCCAGCAAUGGAGAAAGGAGUUUCUAAUUGCCAACGUUGAACCAGGAUUUAUCCAUAGCACCAUGCUUGCAGUGCAUGCAAUUGCAUACGCCAUUCGGAACCAGUGCAAGGACAGAAACUGCAAAGACCCAUAUGCUUUUGCCCCUUGGGAGUUGCUUGAAGAACUUAAAGAAAUAAAAUUCACUGACAAUGAAAGGGAGGUCUAUUUUGAUUCUCAAGGAGACAUUAACACAGGCUAUGAUGUAUUGGUUUGGAAGGAAAUUGAUGGACGAAUGGUGAUUACCAACAUGGCAGAGUAUGACCUGGAACAAGAGGACUUCAUCUUUGCUGAUGAGGAGGAUGAAAUUGAAUUCAUGAAUUUAAAGAACGUUCAGUCAAAAUGUUCCAGGAAAUGCUACCCCGGACAAGUGAAGAAAGUCUCAGCAAGCCCACAUACCUGCUGCUAUGAGUGUAUAAGCUGCCCAGAAAACUACUACACUAAUCAAUCAGAUAUGGAUUAUUGCAUUUUAUGCAACAACAGAACCCACUGGUCCCCUGUGAACAGUUCGACAUGCUAUAAGAAGAUGAUUCAGUACCUCAACUGGAAUGACUGGUUUGCUAUUUUGUUACUGGUUCUCUCUGCUCUUGGAAUUGUGUUGAUUUGUGCCAUUAUCAUAAUAUUUACUAGAAAUGUGGACACUCCUGUUGUAAAGGCAUCAGGAGGCCUAACUGUCUGCUAUGUUAUACUCCUUUGUCACUUUCUUGCUUUUGUUAGUACAGGCUUUUUCAUUGGCAAGCCCAAACCCUACAAAUGUAAAGCCCGACAAGCUCUUUUUGGCAUCAGCUUUGCACUCUGUAUUUCAUGCAUUUUAAUUAAGUCACUGAAAAUUUUACUGGCUUUCAGUUUUGAUCCCAAGAUACAAAAAAUCCUAAAGUCUCUCUACAAACCCAUUCCCAUUGCAUCCCUUUGCACUGGCAUCCAGGUUUUGAUUUGUGUGGUAUGGAUAACAGUCAGAAGCCCUUUUGUUGAGGAGAAUUUCUCCAUUAGAAGGGUUAUUAUACUGGAAUGCAAUGAAGGCUCCGUUGUGGCCCUUGGGAUCAUGUUAGGUUAUAUAGCUCUUUUGGCUUUCGUAUGUUUCAUAUGUGCUUUUAAAGGCAGGAAGCUCCCUGAAAACUACAAUGAAGCAAAAUUCAUAACCUUUGGCAUGCUAAUUUAUUUCAUUGCAUGGAUUAUAUUUAUUCCUGUCUACACAACUACUUUUGGCAAGUAUUUGCCAGCUGUUGAGAUCAUUGUCAUUUUAAUAUCCAACUAUGGGAUCCUAAGCUGCACAUUCUUCCCCAAAUGUUAUAUCAUUUUGUAUAAACAAGAGGCAAAUACCAAAUCAGCCUUUCUAAAAAUGCUUUAUAACUAUUCUUCCAAAAGUGCAGGGAAUCUCAGUGUAAACCAAAGUUCUUUGGACUCCAAGAGUACAACACCUCCAAUUCCCAACACAAAUGCUUGCUCUAAGAGUGAUAAAAAAUGGUUAAAUGGCAGCUGCCACUUCCAGGCAUCUGGGUACAGGGAAAUGAGAGGGGACAUACCAUCACAGACUAUAGUAGGGCCUGGAAUCCCAAGGAGAAGACUGUCCAGUAUAUGA
Molecule: messenger RNA, 2784 nt
Organism: Eublepharis macularius
Lineage: Eukaryota; Metazoa; Chordata; Lepidosauria; Squamata; Eublepharidae
Gene: GPRC6A
Product: G protein-coupled receptor class C group 6 member A
Exons: 6
Coding region: 1-2784 (927 amino acids)
Biological process (GO): G protein-coupled receptor signaling pathway
Cellular component (GO): membrane
Molecular function (GO): G protein-coupled receptor activity
Source: RefSeq, a predicted model, not a curated record